Messenger RNA from Westerdykella ornata, 2081 nucleotides. RefSeq names its product Metallo-dependent hydrolase. The transcript is spliced from 3 exons. Bases 84 to 1823 code for a protein of 579 amino acids. NCBI's taxonomy places the organism in Eukaryota, Fungi, Ascomycota, Dothideomycetes, Pleosporales, Sporormiaceae. Gene Ontology annotation, biological process: adenosine catabolic process; inosine biosynthetic process. Gene Ontology annotation, molecular function: adenosine deaminase activity. The record is from RefSeq and is a predicted model, not a curated record.
CACCUACAUAGGUGAGCCCUACUGUGAAAAUUCUCACUCAUCCAUUUCCCCUCAUUUUCUGCUCUCAUCUAGGCUAUACAGAAAUGGCGGCCGCAACAGGUUCACAGACAGACGAAGAAUGGGCGCAGGCAGAAGGCGUCCCUAGCCUAACCGACCCCUUCAUUCAAAAGUAUCUCUCUGGCAGAGAUGCCCUCGUGCAUGAGGAGAAAAAGAGGAGAAGCGACCGCGUCUUUCGUGAAAAUCUGUCCCCAACGGCCGCCGAGGCCUGCGCUAUUGUAGAUCAAAUCCGAUUCGAAGAGCAGCAGACACUCUGGACCAAAAACUUCGAGGAUAGCCUGGUGCGCCACCACGUGGAUGUCUUUCCAGGCAUGAUGUUCUCCCUUGCCAAGGAGCGAAUGGAGAAGAGGAGCAGACUAUGGAAAAUCAUCCGUCGGAUGCCAAAAGGAGCGCUGCUGCACUGCCAUCUGGAAGCCAUGGUGGAUCUAGAUUGGGCACUGGAGGAAGCUUUUUCGACAGAGGGAGUCUGUAUCCGGAGCGACGGUCCACUCUCCUCACCAGAGGCGCUCCUGAAGGCGGGCAUUUCAUUCUCAUAUACAAAGACCAGGGCUAAUGUGGAUGUUUCGAUCUGGAGCAACCAGUAUGUCGCUGAGACAUUGGUUCCAAUAACCGUUGCUGCAGACAGCUUUCCUGAUGGCGGCCGUAAAGGAUUUAUUGAGUGGAUACGAUCUCGGUGCACCAUCACAGACGAGGAGCAUCUCCUUCAUCACGAGGGCCCCAACCAAGUGUGGCGGAAGUUCAUGUCCUGCUUCCCCAUCUUAGGCUCCCUGGUCUACUAUGAACCCAUCUUCAGAAAGUUCAUACGAAAGAUGUGUCAGCAGUUGCUUGAUGAUGGUGUUUACUACGUUGAUAUGCGGUCGGCGUUUUAUACGCCUUACCGGAGGGCGGGACAGGAAGAGUGGGAUCCCGACUAUCUGAAUUAUCUAAGUCACAUGGAAGAGGAGAUCGAGAACUUUAAAGCCUCCGAAGAAGGGAAAGAAUUCUGGGGUGCCCGCAUGAUUUGGACUACAGUCCGCGCACUCGACAAGCGCAAGGUCAUCGAAAGCAUGACACAAUGCAUUGAAAUGAAAUUGGAAUUCCCCGGCCUGAUAGCAGGCUAUGACUUAGUAGGACAAGAAGACAUGGGCCGUCCUCUCGCCGACCUCUUGCCCGAACUCUUCUGGUUCCGCAAAGCCUGCGCACAGUCCGGUGUGGAUAUUCCCUUCUUCUUCCACGCGGGCGAGACCCUGGGAGACGGCGACGCCACUGACGAGAACCUAUUCGAUGCAAUCUUGCUCGGUACACGACGUAUUGGUCACGGAUUUAGCUUGUACAAGCACCCCCUGCUCAUAGACAUGGUCAAGGAGAAGAAGAUCCUCAUCGAGAGCUGCCCAGUCAGUAAUGAAGUGCUGAGGCUUUGUGGGAGCAUCAUGUCACACCCACUCCCCGCGUUGCUGGCACGUGGCGUGCCUUGCUCUCUCUGCAAUGACGACCCGACUAUCUUGGGCCAGGGAGGCAAUGGUAUGAGCCACGACUUCUGGCAAGCGUUGCAGGGAUGGGAGAACCUGGGACUUGCGGGUCUAGGCUCUCUAGCGGAGAACAGCGUAAGGUGGGCCAGCUUUGAAGAUUAUAGUGCGAAAGACUGGGUGCAGGACGUGAAGGAUGGGGCUUUAGGCAAAGGCAUCCGGGCUCAGAGGUUGAAGGAGUGGAUCGCCAAGUGGGAGCGGUUCUGCACCUGGAUUGUGGACGAAUUCGGGCCUGACGAGAAUCUGGAGCCGGAGGAAUAGGGUCAGCACAGUCUAGGGAAACAGUUCUAUUAGGGAUACAAUGGGUAAAGGUAACGGGGGACUGGUCUCAACACCGUUUUGCAUUGUGCUCUCUGUAUCCUAUCUAUUCGGGAUACUGCGCACAUCUUGAACAUGCAUAGCACAUCUAUUUGUUGCACACUAUCUUGACUACAGCAUCCAACUCGUCUUAAAAAGAUAUCGCCCGCGAUCCUAUCUGAACUGAAUUAUCAUGUAGUAGAUUUUAGUGACAAAGUCUAG